AUGCAUCGUCGGGCUCAGCUCCAUCGCCGAGUCAAAGGGCUUGAGGACCUCGGUAAAGUGUUUCCCCCACAACAGAACAAAACAGAGACGGAAAUACCAGUGGCUGUCUCGACCGAAACCGGCCCAAGAGGCGACAUGUUCCACCCGGGAGGGAGAUGUGCGUUUUUUGGAAGUGCUAGACGAGUAAUUAGUGCGGUGUACCCUAAGUCGCUAAAGGUCGAUGCCACGAACCAGAUUUUGCUAGCCGCUAUUCUAGUCUGGCAGGCCUUGGAAAUUGUUGAUAGUUCGCCGAUGCGCCCUUUAUACACGUAUGAACCACGUCAUGUACACCCAGCUCCCGUCCUCGCAGUGCUGACUCGGAAGUAUCUUCGUACCAGACGGGUAGCUUCCUUAUUUGCUACCGGGUUGCUCAUGAACUGA
Pyricularia oryzae 70-15 is the source of this 420-nucleotide messenger RNA. RefSeq lists its product as uncharacterized. Lineage: Eukaryota; Fungi; Ascomycota; Sordariomycetes; Magnaporthales; Pyriculariaceae. The coding region runs from base 1 to 420 and encodes 139 amino acids. The record is from RefSeq and is a predicted model, not a curated record. The transcript is spliced from 2 exons.